GCAGCCCGGCGCUCAGACUGAGGCAGACAAAGGCGAGGGGGAGAGACGGCGCACCGCUAUCCUGCAGCAAAGACGCGCGCGCUCACAUCCGCUCCCCCACACGCGCUCCCUUCACUCCGCAAGCAGCGACGCAGACUCCCCGGAGCUGGUCACCCACCGCCGCACAUCCGUCCCAGCCACGCCAACUUCCGGUCGCCAUGGAGCUAGACUUUGGACAUUUUGACGAGCGGGACAAGUCGUCCCGGGCCUCGCGGGGCGGGCGCAUGAACGGGCUGCCGAGUCCCACCCACAGCGCCCACUGCAGCUUCUACCGCACGCGCACCCUGCAGGCCCUCACCAGCGAGAAGAAGGCCAAGAAGGUGCGCUUCUACCGCAACGGCGACCGCUACUUCAAGGGCAUCGUGUACGCCGUGGCCAACGAUCGCUUCCGCACCUUCGACGCCCUCCUGGCGGACCUCACGCGCUCGCUGUCCGACCACAUCAACCUGCCGCAGGGCGUGCGCUUCAUCUUCACUAUCGAUGGCAUGCGCAAGAUCUCGACCCUGGACGAGCUGGAGGAGGGCGAAAGCUACGUCUGCGCGUCCGAGAACUUCUACAAGAAGGUCGACUACACCAAGAACGUGAACCCCAACUGGUCUGUGAACGUGAAGGCCUCGGCGAGCCAGAAGAGCAUGCAGUCCUUGGCGGCCAAGGCCGCCGGCGAGUCCCGGGAGACCAAGGACUUUGUGCGGCCCAAGCUCGUGACGGUGAUGCGCAGCGGCGUGAAGCCGCGCAAAGCCGUGCGCGUCCUGCUGAACAAGAAGACGGCGCACUCCUUCGAGCAGGUGCUCACCGACAUCACGGAGGCCAUUAAGCUCGAAAGCGGCGUGGUCAAGAGGAUCUACACGCUCGACGGCAAACAGGUUACCUGCCUGCAGGAUUUCUUCGGUGACGAUGACGUCUUCAUCGCAUGUGGACCAGAGAAGUUUCGCUACGCCCAGGACGACUUCUCCCUGGAUGAGAACGAAUGCCGGGUGAUGAAGGGGCCCAAAGCGCAGCGCGGUGGAGCAAAGAGUCCCGGUCAGAUCAAGCGCAGCAAGUCUCCCGCUGAAUCGACCAACGGGACGGGCUCUAGCAGCCAGCUCUCCACCCCGAUUUCCAAGCAUUCCCCCACCUCCACCCCCACCAGCCCAGGCCUCAACAACAAGCAGAAGGACCUGUACCUGCCUUUAUCUCUGGACGAUGAGGAUUCUCUGGGCGAAUCGAUGUAGACUCUCUACUCUCCUUCAACCUGCCUCCUUUUUGGCCUGAAACACAGAAGUUUUUUACCUCUGCUGCUCUCCACCUUCACUCACAGUGCCACCUGUUGUCUAGGAGAACCACUCCGUCUCUUUAAGGCCUUAGCCACCAGGGCUACGACAACAUUUGCUGCUUGAGAAUACCAUUAUUUUUCGAACUCCUUUGAACCAGCUCACUAAUGUUGAGGCAUAUUUCUACGUGGAGCAUAAGCCACUAUUUGUGAAAAGGGCGCACAGGUCAUCCACUCACUGAUUUCACGGUGUAUAAAUGUCGGGCAUUCUUUUAAAGGUUGCAGUCUCAUUUUAGCAAUUCAGUCCCACUGUUCCAAGCAGCAAAUGUUUUUUUUUAGGGGCGUUAGCCAGAACCGACUCAACUUUUGUAUCACUCGUAUCUGUGACGUUCCUCUAUGUGCUCCUGUUCCUCUGCCCCGCGGCCGAUGGUGUGAAAGGGUAACACUUUGUUAAGCCAGAUAGAGUCUUUCUAACGUGCUGUAAAUACUGUGUAUAGCUUCCCAUCUUAACAUCUCUGCCAAAUGUCCAUUGCUGUGCUUCCAUAACAUCGCUACGUUUCUGUUGAUGAUACAGGGUACGGUCAGAGCAAAGGGAGCGACCAAAAUGAGGUCCUGUGUGUGAGAUGCGACCCGUUUCCAAUAGGUUAUAGUAGGUUUUCCAAAAGAAAAGGCUUGAACAUUGAAGCCGUCAAACACGUGUUAGCAAUAAUUAGAAUUCGACCUCUCCAAAGUAAAAGCAUUCCACAUAGUCCCAAGGGAAAGCUUCAUGUUGGUGUUUCCUCUGCUUUGACCCUCUACGUAGACAGUAGACUAUACAUGGUAUAAACCCUCUGUGUUAUAGAUUUUCACAGACUGCAGUGAAUGAUGAUGAGUCAUGGAUGGUUAUGGGUCUUUGGGCAUGUAAAAAGUUGAUUUGAAGGACCUAGCAGUGCAUACGUACAACCAACCAAAGGUAAAGAGCCCUUUUAAAAAGAAACAGCACACGUUCAGAACAGUUUUUUUUUGUAUCAACCAAGUCAGAAUAAUUCUCUUUUAGUCCAGUUUAUCGCUGCUUUCCCGCAGCCAGGGGUGACACGUUAUUGUACAGUGUGUGACACGUUUAGGUAAAGAAUAAAGGCCAAAGCCAAAGCGAAGUGUAGAGGGGGGAAAAGGCAACUUUAAUACUUAUAAAAUAUUGUGAAGGAAGCACACCCGGAGGUUUAUGCAUGGUACUUCUAACUAAACACAUAACGUCAAGGUUUAAUCAUGCCCACCUGAGGCAAUUAGUUUUAUCAGAUCGCGCGACAGUAAUGGGGUUUCUCCUCUUUUGCAUGGCUCAGCAUAGCAUUCUCAGAAGCGGGGGAGAUAAAAACGUAACGCUUGUCUAAAUCUGUGUGGGUUUAAAACUUUUAUAAAAUGUAAUAAUUUAUAUGAAGGGUGCUUGUGUAGGAUUUUGCUUUUCUAGUUUGAACGUGCUCACAGGAGCUCUACAGCGUAGUACUUUUUAAAAGCCUCUGUGUGCAGCUUUCCUGCGCUACCUUUCCUUUUUGGUGUAGUCGUAUCGCGCGUCGUUUGUCCCGCCACUCGAUCUCCUUUAUUUCAAAGAGCUUUCUCAGAUUUUGCAGGGAAUCAAACCUGAGAGCCUCUGAAUUGGACGACACUGAAGCACAAAGCAGGGAGCUGCUUAUUCGCCACUGAACAGACACUUUACUGUGUGUGAGACCACGAUUAAUUUCUCAAUGUAUUAAUAAAAAUGCUGCACAUGUAGCGUCCUUUAAAUUGAUAUCUAUGCAUUCGGAUACAAGCAUACUUCAAGAAUCUCUUUUCCUUUCAUGUAGAGAAUGACCUUUUUAUACAUAUUAGCAUUACACAAAAGCAAGACUAAUAGAAAUCUCCAUGCAGUCGAUGUAUCAGUAUGUCUCAGAGGCGAUCUGGUGCUUGGCAUUCUGGGUACUGUAGGCGCUGAGGAGCUCUUUUUAUCUCUAAACACUCAAGACACUAUCUGGUGCUGUGAACUACACCUUUUCUCCUGCAGGGAGCGCUGCGACACCAGCACUACAGCAGGGACGCCUCACCUAAGCCAACAUUUUGUACAAAGUCCCCCGUGGUUGUCAUUCUCUCAGACUGUACGUUCUGCGUAACCUUACAUACGGGCAAUGUUCUUGUUUCCUUGAUUGUUUUCUACAGCUUAUUAAACCUUAACAGAAAACGUUGGUUGUCUUGUGUAAAACGGCCGCUACCGUGUAAAAUGGGUGGCGCGCGCUCAUCACCUACAGUGGUGCCUUUUUUUUUAGAUUGUCUUUUGAUAAAACAAAUGAAAUAGGACAAUGAGCGCUUGUUUCUUUGUUCCACGUUCUGAAUGAGGCCUGUCAGCACACUUGGGUUUUGUAGAGUUACAGGACACUUUAUUGUGGUGUAAAUACGCUCCCUGUUCCCUGUCAUAUCUUUGCCUUUCUCAUCAAACAAAUCACCUUUUUCUUGGAAUUUUACAGUGUCCUUUUUAGUGGUAAUUUACAAUGUCACAGUGGCUUGUUUCAGUGCUUCAUCCAUUGUAUUAACCAGUAUCCUUUUUCAAUUAAAACAGUCGUAUUUCA
Betta splendens (Siamese fighting fish) is the source of this 3861-nucleotide messenger RNA. Its product is annotated as neuronal migration protein doublecortin-like. Bases 198 to 1250 code for a protein of 350 amino acids. Gene Ontology annotation, biological process: axoneme assembly; photoreceptor cell development; retina development in camera-type eye. The transcript has 7 exons. NCBI's taxonomy places the organism in Eukaryota, Metazoa, Chordata, Actinopteri, Anabantiformes, Osphronemidae. The record is from RefSeq and is a predicted model, not a curated record. Gene Ontology annotation, cellular component: axoneme.